UUCCCGGGUGUAUGAAAAGCAGCUGCGAGGGGGCUCCGUCCCUGUAAACGCAGGCGAAGUCCAUUAGCGGUCUUGCACCUUCCCGAGGCGUCGAUUCCGCUGCGUCCGGGACCCUCCGCUCGGUGGCGCUGCCAUGAACAAAGGCUUCGGCCGGAAGAGCCACACGUUCCUGCCCAAGAUAUUUAGGAAAAUGUCUUCCCAGCCCAAGGAGCGCCCUGAGAGCUUGCAGUUUCCUUUCCUGGACGACAACGACACCAUUGCCACCAUCCGGGAGUCGAAGACGUUGUUCGUUCUGCGGGGCCUGCCCGGCAGCGGGAAAUCCACUUUGGCGCAAGCCAUCCAUGACAAGUACAAAGAUGCCUGCAAGGUCAUCUCCGCUGACGGCUACAAAAUCCAGCCUGCUGUCAGGAGCGCCAUUCCCGAUGACUACAGCAAGGUUGAUGAGGACCUAGGCGACUACUGCAAGCGUGACAUCAGCGUGCUGGUGGUAGACGACACCCACCAUGAGAGGGAGCGCCUGGAUCAGAUCUUCGACAUCGCCGACACGUACCGCUACCAGGUCAUCAUCGUGGAGCCCAAGACGACGUGGAAAAUGGAUUGCUUGCAGCUGAAGGAUAAGAACCAGUGGAAACUCUCGGCGGACGAGCUCAAGAAGCUGAAGCCCAGUUUGGAAAAGGAUUUCCUUCCCUUGUAUUAUGGGUGGUUUUUGAGCAAAAGGAGCUCGGAGAACUUGCGGAAGACCGGGCAGGCGUUUUUGGACGAGCUUGCCAGUAUCAAAGUCUUCAGAAAGGAGGCUAAGCAAUUUGGACAACCCAGCGAAGACCCCAAGGCAAAAGUUGACUUGACCGGCUACUUUGUGAAAAGGCCACCGGGGGUCUUGCACUGUACCACAAAGUUCACCGACUAUGGGAAGGCUCCAGGAUCAGAUGACUACGCACAGCAGGAGGCUGUUAAGUCAUCUUAUGGGAAAGCCUUCUUCCUGACCAUCUCUGCUCUCUUCAUCACACCAAGAACGGCUGGGGCCCGCGUGGAACUCAGUGACCAGCAGAUGCUUCUGUGGCCUGGCGACGUGGACGUGCUUCAGCCAGCCGUCAGCCUCCCGAAAGGCAGUCGGGCACACAUCACCCUGGGGUGUGCCAGCGGGGUAGAAGCUGUCCAAACCGGCAUUGACCUCCUCGAGUUUGUCAAGUUGGAAAAGGCAGGGAACAAAGGCGAGGAAAUAGGGGAAAUUGGGGGCGGGAGACUUUUGUCCUACGGCAAUGGCCUUUGGAUGCUCCAGCUUUCUAAAAAGAUUGAGGUGAGGUGUGUCUUUUCUGGGUACUAUGGAAAGGGGAAACUGGUGCCAACUCAAAGUGGGAGUAAACGGGGCUCCCCUUUUAACGCUUGCAUCAUCAUCUAAGGGCCCUUCUUGCUACUGCAGUCUUUCCGUUUGCAGCAACGCGCAACUUUUAUAAACAACUCCCCAAGCCACCACACAUCCAAGUACCGUCCUCCAACUAAAGACCAACUCUUGUUAAAUUUUAGCUUAUCUGGCCUCUUCAGAGAAAUUUCUUCUCGUUCAGGGAAAAACACCACCAGAGGGCCAGUAAUGGAAAAUUAGCUCCUUUGUUAUAUAUGUGUGAAUUAAGAUUAAUGCAACUGGAUUUGUGGUGUUUUUUGUU
Lacerta agilis (Sand lizard) is the source of this 1661-nucleotide messenger RNA. RefSeq names its product 2',3'-cyclic nucleotide 3' phosphodiesterase (gene CNP). Gene Ontology annotation, cellular component: cytoplasm; membrane. The transcript is spliced from 4 exons. Gene Ontology annotation, biological process: cyclic nucleotide catabolic process. NCBI's taxonomy places the organism in Eukaryota, Metazoa, Chordata, Lepidosauria, Squamata, Lacertidae. Bases 134 to 1399 code for a protein of 421 amino acids. Gene Ontology annotation, molecular function: 2',3'-cyclic-nucleotide 3'-phosphodiesterase activity. The record is from RefSeq and is a predicted model, not a curated record.